GGCGCAAGCGCAGACGUAUCCAAGAUGGCGGCAACGGCGGCUGCAAGAGUUGUGUCCGUGGGCCCUGGUCUCCGGGGCCUGCAGCGGACACUACCUCUCGUAGUGAUUCUCGGGGCCACGGGCACCGGCAAAUCCACCCUGGCGUUACAGCUCGGCCAGCGGCUCGGUGGCGAGAUCGUCAGCGCUGACUCUAUGCAGGUUUAUGAAGGUCUCGACAUUAUCACCAAUAAGGUUUCUGCCCAAGAGCAGAGGCUGUGCCAGCACCACAUGAUCAGCUUUGUGGAUCCUCUCGUGACGAAUUACACAGUGGUAGACUUCAGGAACAAAGCAACUGCUCUGAUUGAAGAUAUAUUUGCCCGAGAUAAAAUUCCUAUUGUCGUGGGAGGAACCAAUUAUUAUAUCGAAUCUCUGCUCUGGAAAGUUCUCGUCAAUGCUAAGCCCCAGGAGAUGGGCCCUGAGAAAGUGAUCGACCGAAAAGUUGAGCUUGAAAGGGAGGACGGCCAUGUUCUCCACAAACGCCUGAGCCAGGUUGACCCGGAAAUGGCUGCCAAGCUGCACCCACAUGACAAGCGCAAAGUGGCCAGGAGCCUGCAAGUGUUUGAGGAAACGGGAAUCUCUCAUAGUGAAUUUCUUCAUCGUCAACAUGCAGAGGAAGGCGGUGGUCCCCUUGGAGGCCCUCUGAAGUUCCCUAACCCCUGCAUCAUCUGGCUUCAUGCGGAACAGACAGUUCUAGAUGAGCGCUUGGAUAAAAGGGUGGAUAACAUGCUUGCUGCUGGGCUCUUGGAUGAACUAAGAGAUUUUCACAAACGCUAUAAUGAGAAGAAAGUUGCAGAAAAUAGCCAGGACUAUCAACAUGGUAUCUUCCAAUCAAUUGGCUUCAAGGAAUUUCACGAGUACCUGAUCACUGAAGGAAAAUGCACACCAGAGAUGAGAAACCAGCUCCUAAAGAAAGGUAUUGAGGCUCUGAAACAAGUGACUAAGAGAUACGCCCGGAAACAAAACCGAUGGGUUAAAAACCGUUUUUUGAGCAGACCUGGUACCGGUGUCCCCCCAGUAUAUGGCUUAGAAGUAUCUGAUGUCUCGAAGUGGGAGGAGUCUGUUCUUGAACCUGCACUUGAAAUUGUGCGAAGUUUCAUCCAGGGCCACAAGCCUGCAGCCACUCCAGUAAAGAUGCCAAGCAAUGAAACUGAGAACAAGAGAAGUUAUCAUAUGUGUGAGCUCUGUGAUCGAAUCAUCAUUGGGGACCGUGAAUGGGCAGCACAUAUGAAAUCCAAAUCCCACUUGCACCAACUGAAGAAAAGAAGAAAGUUGGACUCCGAUGCCGUCACCAGCGUAGAAAGUCAGAGUGUUUCCCCAGACCAUGACAAAGAGCUUAAAGAAAAGGGAUCCCUUGGGCAGAAUGAUAAAGAGCUGAAAGUCAGCAUGUAAGGGACUUGUCCAGUGACCUUUGCAAAAGUGGCAAGAGUCCAGUUCUUCCAUUCAGUGCUGUGGUUUUAAAGUCUCAUGUUCUCUGCCGUGGAGACAGUAGGUCCUGUUAGCUCCUUGUGUGGCUGAUGUGUCUGGUAAUGAUGAGUUCAGGAAAGGAGUUUUUCUUUUUUUUUUUUCUUUUAAUCUUAAAGGUUCUAUUUUUAAAAGAGGCACAGAUUGCACUUUUUUAUAUAUGAUCUUCUUGGUGAUAACUACUGGGAUUCACUGUAUCCCUUUUAAAAAAGUUUUAUGUCCUUGACUCUGGCUGGAAAUACCUAAUUUCCAGACACUUUUAUAGCUGACUGAAUUAUUGUGAACCACAGGUCCGGAGUUCUGGAUGGGAGUGAAUGGCAGGAAAGGAUCAGCCCCAGUGAGAUAACUAAGUGAACCAAACCAGUUUCAGGAAUUCCAUAAAGAAGCAGAGAAUCAGACUGAGGUGGUUGGGACUUAAAGUCUGAAGACUUUGACAUUUGUUGAGCUCUUCCUGUGUGAUAAUCACUGGUAUAUUCCUGUUUAGUUAGGAAUCUAUUUUUAUUCAAAGUUAAAUAAAGAAAAAGUUUUUAGGCGCCUCGCUAGUGCUUAAAAAGAUAUAUAUGUGAUGUCUAACAUAUAUAGUGUGCUUUGUUUUCAACAUGAGAGCUUUUUCUCAAAGUCAGUGUUCUUAAUAUGCUAUUUGUUUAUUUAGCAGAUGCUUAUUGAGCAGUUCAUUAUAUUCCUGGAAAACAUCUGGAAAGGGUCUUUUUGUUUGUUUGGCAUGCGGGAUCCUAGUUCCCCAAACGGGAAUCAGUCUUGUGCCCCCUGCAGUGAAAGUGUUGAGUCUUAAUCACUGAACUGCCAGGGAAGUCCCAGGGGGACUUUUUUUUAAUUGGAGAUUUGUUAUUUCUAGUUGAAACUCUCUUACUGGAGUGAACUAAGCUACCAGCCAUAUAUGAAUGUAACAUAAAGUUAAGCAUUUUUAAGUUCACAGUCCAGCAGCAUUUAUAUUAUGCAACCAGAACUUUUUCAUCAUCCCAAACAAACUGGGUACCUGUUAAGCAAUAACUACCCACUUAAACAGUAUUUUAUUUGUUCAGAAUCUAGAAUUCACCUGCAAUUCGGGAGACCUGGAUUCGAUCCCUGGGUUGGGAAGACCCCUGGAGGAGGGCAUGGCAACCUACUCCAGUGUUCUUGGCUGGAGAAUCCCCAUGGACAGAGGAGCCUGUCGGGCUACAGUCCACAGGGUCACAAAGAGUCGGACAUGACGGAGCGACUUAGCACGCACACACACACUGUAUGAGAGGCCCUGAGUAGGCUAGAGGGAUACGGAGACAAAAUGAAAUGUGAUUCUUGCUUUCAUAGAGCUUGAAAUAUUGUUAUCUAUACACAAACAACAAAUUUAGGUAAGAGAAUGUCAAAAACCAUAAAGGCUGUAUAGAAUUUCACUUGGAGGGAAGAGAGAAGAGGGAUCAUGGAAAAAGGAGUAUUUCUACCAGACCUUAAAAAGCAGUUCUUGGAGAAUGUAUUGUGAGCUAUGCAGAAAUUUUAUUUUUUAGAUUUUUUAUAUAGUUCAAAAAUCAAAAUGAUAUAAAAAGAGAUACUCAUUGAAAAAUCUCGCUCCUACCUCCAUCCCCUUCUCCUCUUAUAAUCACUUAAUCAUUUUUUUAUGUAUAUCUCAUGAGUUUUUUAAAGUAAUUAAGAAUAAAUGCAAAUGUAUAUUCUUGUUUCUUCCCCUUACUCAAAAGAUAACAAGUAGUGCACACUGUCUUCAUUUGCUUCCUUACUUGUUGGCAGUAUCUGAGUGUGUGCGUGGGUUUCUCCUGCCUCCUCAGGCAGGUCUCCUGUUUGUUUUCUUUACCACCCUCCUGAAGGUCACCCAGUUGACCCCAGGCCUUAAGUAAGGGUUCACUAACGUUUGCUGAACUUCAUUCAGAUGCCAGGGUUAGGCCAAAAUUAGCCUCUGAGGAAUUCUCAGGCUGUGGCCAGCUUUUUCAUUCAACCAGCACAUAUUUUAGAACUUACUCUGAGCAAGGUGCUGUGCUAGCCUCUGGGAGUUCAGUGAUUACAAAAGCCCACAUUGGUCAAAUAGUUACAGAAUUACAGCUGUGAUAAGGGCUGUAAAGAAAGGACCCUCGCUGUGAGUACAGGUAAUCCGCAGCCCUGCGCCUCCUUUCGUGUGUGUGUGUGUGUGUGUGUGUGCGCGUGCGUGCAUGCGUAGGUGUGUACUGAGGUACAUGAUGUGGCACAACACGAGUCUGGAGCAAAGACUGCACAUAGUGGCAUGUGAUCUGGAAAGUCGGAUUUCACAACUUCAGUGCCUUCUUCCCCCGACCCCUCACCUCCAGUCUGUGGGAUGCCCUGGAUUCCUUGAGUUUUAUUGAUCCUUACUCACAUUACCUGAUUUGAAUCUCAAGAGUAAAUGUAUUUUUUGGUCAAAGAAGAAAUUGUCAUUGAAUCCACAUCAUCUUAUUCUCUGUAUUAAAUGUGGUAUAAUUUUCCCAAUCAGUGUAUUAACUACUUCAGGAGCUGAUGAGGUGGGAGGUAGCAUCUUCCCUCUGGAAGUGGAGAGGAAUCCUUACUGUGAGCCAGGCAGCACCAUGCAGUGUGUAUACAUUAGCCUCUCAUACAACCCUGGGGGAGAGAGACUGUUUUUGUAUAUGUUCCCCAGUGGGGAAACGGGCGCAGCAAAGGUACCUAAGCCAGGAUGUGGCAAAGCUGGAAUUGAAGCGAGGCCACAGAAUUCAGGAUUCAAGCUGCUGAGCCCUGUGUUAAGCUGGCAGAUUUUAAAGAGGAACCUUAGUUUCUGAAAUGCUCUUUAUUCAAGUUGCUAAGUAUGUUUUAAACCUUAAAAAAACUUAAAUGGAGAGGCAGGAAAAACUAGUUUUAGUAAUCCUUCCUUAAAAAGCCUUUAAUCCAUUCAUUUGAAAUACCUGGAACUGCAACUUCUCCUUGAACUAACCGUCCCUAUCUCUGACAGCUGGCAAUCAGGGAUUUCUUGAAAGAGAAAAAUCCAAGCACCAAGUAUUUGUGAAACACUUCAGUCUAAAGCACUGUGGUUGUGCCCACUAGCCCUAUUCUUGUUAUUUGGUCAUUUCAGUUGUUUCCGACUCUAUGUGACCCCAUCGUCUGUAGCCCACCAGGCUCCUCUAUCCAUGGGAUUCUCCAGGCAAGAAUACUGGAGUGGGUUGCCAUUUCCUCCUCCAAGGGAUCUUCCCAACCCAGGGAUUGAACCUGCAUCUCUUGCGUUAGCAGGCAGAUUCUUUGCUGGGUUCUUAGAAACUGUCAAUUCAGUAAGAUAAAAUUCCUGCACCUGCAGCAGAGGGCCUGGGGAAGGCAGAAUCCUCACUAGCAAUCUCUCCUCUCUAGGAAUCUACUUGGUGGUCCUGAUCUGAGGCACUGCUUUGAGGUUGAUUCCCCCUUUCUGCCUGCUGCCCCAUGAAUGACUUUGCUGUUGUGUGUAGGGAAGGAAGCAGUUCUGCCUAGUGAUUGUCAUAAAUGUAGAGGUGAGCAGGUCCUUAGCACCUUCUUGUACAGGUGGGGAAACUGAGGCCCCAAACAUAGAUGUUUCAUAGUUACAGGUGGUGACAAAGCCAGCACAAAGCUCAGGUCUCCUCUGUCACUCAGCUGCCCAGUCUCAUACCAGAUCUCAUUUGAGAGCAGGGAAGGACCACCUUUGGGCAUUUUGUUCAGCCUAGAGAGGAGGGGAAGUGCCCCAGUUAAUCCCUAGACAAGCAGAGCCUGAGUGUCGGUGCAGGUACCUAGAGUCUCCAGUCCGUGGCAGUGCUGUCUAAAUGACUUUGGCAAUUCCCACUCUCAGCAAGCUACUCAGGGCCAUCUACCUCUGUUAGUAAAAACCUUCCCCUCAGUUUAUUUUUUUUAAUUUUUAGAGGAUAAUUAUUUCACAAUAUUGUGGCGGUCUCUGCCAUACAUCAACAUGAAUAGGCCUCCCCUCAGUUUCAAGAGAGAAUUGACAGAUAAAGUAGAAAUCUUGAGACUUUAGACACUUCUUAUAGUUCAGACAGUGCUGUUUUAAGUAGGCAGAAACUAUUUUGACUCUGGAAAGAGGUGGAUUCUUAGUCUUGAAACUAUUUUGAGUUUAGCAAGAGAACAUUUCAUCUAUAGCCUAGGUUUGUGGUUUGAACCUUUGUAUUGACAAUUCUCAGUAAUUAUUUAUAUUCUUAGCCUCAGUUCCACAUUAUACAAAGAUAUUUUGCUUAAAACACUUAGCACGACACUUAAAAAAAAAAAAAAAAACUAGAAAGAAGGCUUUUACAAAUUCAGCAACCUGUCUGUAUAUCCCCAGCAUCUAGAAAGUUCAGUAUUUGUUGAAUUAAUUGUGUGAAAACCUCGAAGUUAGUGGAUUUCUACAUAAGUAAUCUGUUUUUUAAUUGUUAAAUAGCCUUUAAGUGGGAUGAAAAAAUCUUGGGAUAGUAGCCACAGAAAGAAAUUUCAUUAUUUGAUUAUCACCUACUUGGGUGGUUAGGGCUGUUUUCUGAAAAGCUGGCUAACAGGUCAUUUGUAAAGCUGUUUUGAAUACAUACAAAGGCCUCUGCAUGGUUGUAUUAGUUAGGGUAAAAGGCUAAGCUGCUGUGACAAAGAGACUCAACAAUACAGUGGCUUAAAGAACAAAGAAGUUUGUUUCCUUCUCACGUAACAACUCUGAGGGGAGUUAACAUUUCCGAAGUGAGCGGUGCAGGUCAGUGGGGCAGCUCCGCUGUGAGCGGUCAUUCAGGGACACAGAUUCCAUCUAUAUCACGUUGCCUCUCCACCAUCUGGGGGGCAUUGUCAGCACUGCCUGGUUAAAGUUGGGUCUUCUCUGGUUCCAGUCAGUGGGAAGGGGACAGAGUGUGGAGGAAGGCUGGGACCCUGCAACGGGACACAUAAUUUUGCUCACUUUGCCUUGGCAAGAACUUAGUCAUGUGGCCAUAUCUACCUGCAAAGAAGGCUGAGAAAUGAGUCAAGCCAUGUUCCAAGAAAGAAUGGGAGAACAGAUUUUGCUGGGCAACUUGCAGUCUUCACUGAAUUAGUCUCGUGGAAAGAGCACUGGUUUAUCUAAUUAGCUUUGAUAGCUUGCUAGGGGCACAUCUCUUAUUUCCCCAUCUGUGAAACCAGCGAGUGAUAGGAGCUGGCCUCUGAAACAUUUCAAAAAGUAAAACUUGAGAAAUUCUUGGCUGCUGAGAUUUUAAGAUGAGUAUUAAAGUGUUACAGUGAACAUGAGACUGAGUCAGCCUUAGGGCCAAUGGCUAAUGCCCUAAAGGUGGUGGAAAGGGAAAGUCAAGAAGGUAUUUCGAUGGCAUUGCAGGAUACCUGAGUUAAGGGCUGUGACCGUCUACUUCCAGACUUUCUGAUGUGGAAAAAAAGAAACUGCUAUUUGUACCUGCAGCUGAAGGCCCGCCUGUCUAAUAUGCUGUUGGUGUGACCCAGAGAAGGUUUUGCUCAAGUAGCCUGAGUUCCCUUGUUUAUCAAAUCGUGUUAUUACCCCCAUUCCUGGGGACAUUGUAAGGAUUAAAUGAAGUCCUUUUGAAAGCAGCAUAGUGUUUGGUGCUGCGAUGCCCAGUAAGUGGUAGGCAUAAAUUGGAUUUAUUUGCUUCGUUGGGGAAGAAAUAGUUAAUACUACUUAAGUGGUGAUUUAUGGUAUGUUGUCAGUUUCCAGAAGUUAUCAGGGCAAGAUUAUGUUUAAAACUGACUGGCUUGAUGUUCCCUUGUGCUAAUGGACAGGAACGGUGCCUCAGGCUUUAUCUGUCACCCAACUAGUUGUUAGUCGUUAUUGUUAUUGUUUUUAAUGCAUAUGAUUUCUUCUUGGGUCAGCUUGUUUGCAUGAGCAGUCUCAUUCACCUGAAAUGCCCUUUCCCCUGCUCUUCACUUUGUAAACUUCUGCACAUACUUCCAGGCCCAGAUGUGAUGCCCUCUUCUUAGACAAAGCUUCCUUGGCUCCUCAAGGGAGGCUUAGUUUUUCCUUCCUUCAUGUUCCCAUAGCAGUUUAUACAUAAUAUCAGCAUGUAUUUUUAUGUGGUGCUACACACCAGGCAUGUUCUAAGUAGUUUGCACAUAAUAACUCAUUGAGUCCUUACAACAGCCCUAUGAGGUGGUAUCAUCAUUGUUGUUAUUAGCUCUGUUUUUCAGUUGAGGAAACCAAAUAGAAAAGUAAUUUUCUGGAGGCCAAACUGGGAUGUGAAACCAGGUGGGUGGCUCCAAAGUCUUGUGUUCUUACCCACCAUGUUCUUUUUUUUUUUUUUUUUUUUAAUAUUUGUUUACUUAUUUAUGGCUCUGCUGUGUCUUAGUUGUAGCAUAUGGGAUCUAGUUCCCUGACCAGGGAUUGAACCCGGGUCCCUUGCAUUGGGAGCACGAAGUCUUAGCCACUGGGCCACCAGGGAAGUCCCUCCACCAUGUUCUUUUACCUCCUCUUUAUGUGCUACCGCACAUGUCCCCUGUAACUGUUGCUCUCAUUGGAGAUUAAGUCCUGCCAUGGUGUGAGUCCUAUCUUAAGGCGAAUGUGAGACACACAGUGGGCCAGUGGGUACCCAAUAGAUAUUAAGGCAGGUUUAGACAAGACACAACUGCAUGUCUAAAUGUAAAGAUGGCUACUCUUUUUUUUUAAUUGCACUGGGUCUUCGUUGCUGCAUGAAGAGUCUACUCUUUAGUUGCAGUGCAAGAGCUUCUCAUUGUGGUGACUUGUCUUGUUGAGCAUGGGCUCUAGGGUGCAGAAACUCAGUAAUUAACAGCUCGUGGGCUUAGUUGUCCCUUGGUAUCUUAGUUCCUAGACCAGGGAUCAGACCUGUGUACCCUGCAUUGCAAGGCAGAUUCUUAUUCACUGGACUACCAGGGAAGUCCCUAAACAUGGCUCCUCUUCAUUAAGUGCUUCGCCGUGUGCCAGGUUUUUUGUGUGAAGUACAUGUAUACUUUGGAGCUUCCCAGUUGGCUCAGCAGGUAAAGAAUCCGCUUGCAAUACAGAAGUCACAGGAGACACAGGUUUGAUCCUUGGGUCGGGAAGAUACCCUGGAGGAGGGCAUGACAACCUACACAAUAUUUUUGCCGGAGGAUCUCAUGGAUGAAGGAGCCCCACAGGCUACAGUCCACGGGGUCUCAAAGAGUUGGACAUGACUGAAGCGACUAAGCACUCAUGCAGGUGCAUACCUCAUAAUGAUUUCUUUAAGCAAAUGAACAGGGUAAUGUAAUCAGUUCAGUUCAGUCGCUCAGUUGUGUCCGACUCUUUGUGACCCCGUGAACCGUAGCACGCCAGGCCUCCGUGUCCAUCACCAACUCCCAGAGUCCACCCAAAUCCCCAUUUUAUAACCAGGGAUACAUGUACAGAGAGCUUCAUGAUGGCCAGCAGAGUAGACAUGCAAAUACUUGCUGAGGACGAGAGAGAAAGUUCUGUGAGGAUGGUGACUUUUGUCCACUGUUAACUGCUUCAUCCCUGGCACCUACAAGGGGCCUGCUGCUUGAAAGGCACUCAGUAAACGUUUCUUGAGCUGGGAUAUGAAAUCACUUUGGGCUGACUUAAAACCUAUGCUCUAACCAUUAUGUUGUACUUCUUCAAAGGCAUUCCUUUAGGGCUUUAUAAAUGUCCAAAUUAUUUAUAUCCCAUCUAUAUGUAAGAAGGAAGGUGAUGGAGGUGAUGGAAUCCCAGUUGAGCUAUUUCAAAUCCUAAAAGAUGAUGCUGUGAAGGUGCUGCACUUAAUAGGCCAGUAAAUUUGGAAAACUCAGCAGUGGUCACAGGACUAAAAGAGGUCGUUUUCAUUCCAAUCUCAAAGAAAGGCAAUGCCGAAAAAUGUUCAUACUACCACACAAUUGCACUCUUCUCACAGGCUGGCAAAGUAAUACUCAAAAUUCUCCUUGUAAGGCUUCAACAGUAGGUGAACCCAGAACUUCCAGAUGUUCAAGCUGGAUUUAGAAAAAGCAGAAGAACCAGAGAUCAAAUUGCCAAUAUCUGCUGAAUCAGAAAAAGUGAGAGAGUUCCAGAAAAACAUCUGCUUCAUUGACUACACUAAAUCCUUUGACUCUGUGGAUCACAACAAACUGUGGAAGAUUCUUUAAAGAGAUGGGAAUACCAGACCACCUCACCUGCCUCCUGAGAAAUCUGUAUGCACAACAGGAAGCAACAGUUAGAACUGGACAUGGAACAACAGCCUGGUUCUAAAUUGGGAAAGAAGUACGUCAAGGCUGUAUAUUGUCACCCUGCUUAUUUAACUUACAUGCAGAGUAUAUCAUGUGAAAUGCUGGGCUAGAUGAAGCACAAGUUGGAAUCAAGAUGCCGGGAGAAAUAUCAACUUCAGAUAUGCAGAUGACACCACCCUUAUGGCAGAAAGCGAAGAGGAACUGAAGAACCUCUUGAUGAAAGUGAAAGAGGAGAGUGAAAAAGCUGGCUUAAAACUCAACAUUCAAAAUACGAAGAUCAUGGCAUCCAGUGCCAUCACUUCAUGGCAAAUAGAUGGGGAAACAGUGAGAGACUUUAUUAUCUUGGGCUCCAAAAUCACUGCAGAUGGUGACUGCAGCCAUGAAAUUAAAAGAUGCUUGCUUCUUGGAAGAAAAGCUAUGACCAACCUAGACAGCAUAUUAAAAAGCAGAGACAUUACUUUGCAGACAAAGGUCUGUCUAAAACUAUGGUUUUACCAGUAGUCACGCGUGGAUGUGAGAGUUGGACUAUAAAGAAAGCUGAGUGCUGAAGAAUUAAUGCUUUUGAACUAUGGUGUUGGAGGAGACUCUUGAGAGUUCCUUGGACUGCACAGAGAUCAAACUAGUCAAUCCUAAAGGAAAUCAGUCCUGAAUAUUCACUGAAGUACUGAUGCUGAAGCUGAAGUUCCAAUACUUUGUCCAGGUGAUGCGAAGAUGUGACUCAUUGGAAAAAACCUUGAAAGACUGAAGAUAGAGAAAGAUUGAAGGCUGGAGGAGAAGGGGACGACAGAGGAUGAGUUGGUUGGAUGGCAUCACUGACUGCAUGGACAUUAAGUUUGAGCAAGCUCCAGGAGUUGGUGAUGGACAGGGAAGUAACAGUUACAAAAGAAACAGGCCAGACUCAAACCACCUUUAGCAAGAAAGUGAUUUUUAUGAUAGAGUUACUGAGGUGUUUUAUCAGAUUCAAGCACAGAGAAGCAUCAAGGCCCCAGGUACCACCAGUGCCGGUGCCGUGGAGUUCCCCUUGCUUCAGUCACUGCAAACAGGCUUUCUCUGUGGUGCGAGGCAGGACUGCCGUCGCAGCUAAGCUUUCCAUCUUGCAGCUUUUACAUCUGAUAGACUCUGCUGAUGCUUUCUCUGGUUCUAAGUUCAAAAGUGCUGAAACAUCUACACUCAUCAGGAUGGAUUCUAUUAAAAAAGGAAAUUCUAAGUGUUGAGGAGGAUGUAGAAAGAUUGAAACCCUUGUGCACUGUUUGUGGGAAUGUCAGAUGGUACAGUUGCUAUAGAUAACAGUUUGGUGUUCCUAAAAAUUUAAAAAGAGAAUUGCCAUCUGAUCCAGUAAUUUCAUUUCUGGGUAUAUACCCAAAAGAACUGAAAGGAGGGUCUUGAGGUUUUUAUACACUCGCACUCAUAGCAUUAUUCACAGUAGCCAAAAGGUUGAAAUAGCCCCCACAUGUUCAUCGAUAGAUGAACAGAUAACCAAAAUGUGGUAUAUACAUACAAUGGAAUAUUAUUCAGCCUUAAGGAAGGGAAUUCUGACACAUGCUGCAGUCUGGAUGAACCUUAAGGAUAUUAUGGUAAAUGAAAUAAACCAGUCAAAA
Messenger RNA from Dama dama (fallow deer), 11159 nucleotides. RefSeq names its product tRNA isopentenyltransferase 1 (gene TRIT1). Gene Ontology annotation, molecular function: tRNA dimethylallyltransferase activity; ATP binding. The record is from RefSeq and is a predicted model, not a curated record. Gene Ontology annotation, cellular component: mitochondrion. Bases 25 to 1428 code for a protein of 467 amino acids. NCBI's taxonomy places the organism in Eukaryota, Metazoa, Chordata, Mammalia, Artiodactyla, Cervidae. The transcript is spliced from 11 exons. Gene Ontology annotation, biological process: tRNA modification.